AUGGUUGCCUUAACUCUUGGUAUCUUCUUCACGUCGCUGGCGGCGUCUGCUGUUGCAGCUCCGGCCCCAGCCAUCACUCCUGCACCCAAGCCCGAAGUCGUGAAGCGUGCCUCCAGCUGCACUUUUUCAGGCUCCAACGGAGCUGCUGAGGCUUCCAAGUCACAGUCAUCAUGUGCUACCAUGGUCCUUUCCGACGUUGCCGUCCCUUCAGGCACAACUUUGGACCUCUCUAGUCUGGCUGACGAUACUACUGUCAUCUUCGAGGGUACCACCACCUGGGGCUACUCGGAGUGGAAGGGUCCUCUUCUUGACAUUCGAGGAAAGAAGAUCACUGUCAAGGGCGCCGAGGGAUCUGUUCUCAACGGUGAUGGUGCUCGUUGGUGGGACGGCAAAGGUGGAAACGGUGGAAAGACCAAGCCCAAGUUCUUCUCGGCUCACAAACUGACCGACUCCUCUAUCACCGGCAUUACCAUCAAGAACCCUCCUGUCCAAGUCGUUAGCAUCAACGGCUGCGAUGGUCUUACCAUUACAGACAUGACUAUUGAUGCGUCCGACGGCGACAAGGACGAGCAGGGCCACAACACAGAUGGUUUCGAUAUUGGCUCCAGCAACAACGUCAUCAUUGAUGGCGCCAAGGUUUACAACCAGGAUGAUUGUGUAGCUGUCAACUCAGGUACCGAAAUCACCUUCAAGAACGGCCUCUGCUCCGGUGGACACGGUCUAUCCAUUGGCUCGGUUGGUGGUCGUGACGAUAACACUGUCGACACCGUCACCUUCUCCAAUUCCGAGGUGACCAAGUCUGUCAACGGUGUCCGCGUCAAGGCUAAGGUUGGCACAACCGGCAAGAUCAACAAGGUUACCUACGAAGAUAUUACUCUGUCUGAGAUUUCCAAGUAUGGCGUUCUUAUUGAACAGAACUACGAUGGUGGUGACCUUCACGGUGACGCGGACACUGGUGUCCCCAUCACCGCCUUGACACUUGACAACGUCACUGGUGGUGUUUCCAGCAGUGGCUACGACGUCGUUGUCACCUGUGGCAAAGGAUCUUGCACAGGCUGGACCUGGACCGGUGUCGACGUUACUGGUGGUAAGACCUAUGACAAGUGCUCCAACGUGCCCAGCGUUACCAAGUGUUCGUGA
Molecule: messenger RNA, 1140 nt
Organism: Alternaria burnsii
Lineage: Eukaryota; Fungi; Ascomycota; Dothideomycetes; Pleosporales; Pleosporaceae
Product: endopolygalacturonase
Exons: 3
Coding region: 1-1140 (379 amino acids)
Biological process (GO): pectin catabolic process
Cellular component (GO): extracellular region
Molecular function (GO): polygalacturonase activity
Source: RefSeq, a predicted model, not a curated record